Messenger RNA from Botrytis sinoallii, 2232 nucleotides. RefSeq lists its product as uncharacterized. Lineage: Eukaryota; Fungi; Ascomycota; Leotiomycetes; Helotiales; Sclerotiniaceae. The record is from RefSeq and is a predicted model, not a curated record. Bases 358 to 954 code for a protein of 198 amino acids. The transcript is spliced from 3 exons.
UCGCUAUUCGUUGUCAUCGAAAGUCUGGAGUGUCUCUCCCGUCCAACUAGACAGCCAGCAUUCUGACAUCUUAUUCAAAACACAUCCAUAGCUACCACUCGAUCAUGCCGUUCACUUGGGAUCAGGACUCGAGGUGACUUACUCGGUACUGCUGGAUCAGAUACGUGGACAAGUUAUCUGUGUAUUCUCAGACUCGUUCGGUGGCGAAAAGAGGGAUAAUGAUGAGUGAGGGGCAACCAAGUAAACUCUCCCUGAAGUAUUACUAUGUCCCCUCGAUAUGUUAGAAAGGAAAAAAAAAUACAGAUACUGCUUCAGGUCUAUAGUGUCUUGGGCACUUGUGUCUGAUUUCACCUAACCAUGACUCAGGCUUCGAAGGAGUUAAUGAAAGACUCAGAAGAAGAGUCUGCUCGCCAUCACCAACAUCAUCAUCACCACAAUCAUGCAUCUACAUCCACCUAUGCCUCAGUCGUCAACUUUGCCUCAGUCAUCAACUCUGGCCCAGCCACCAAAGGCUUGACCACAAAAGCCGUUCAAUCUAGGAUCUCAAAGAAGUACGUUUGCCUCCGCCAUGAGAGCGUCAAAAUACUAACCUGUUAUAGGAACGAAAAAUCGGAUGAUCAACAUCAUGACCACAAUAUCUCUACAACUGCUUCGACAACUAGUAGUACAGUUAGAGGUAUUAAUCUGCCUCGUCCUUCACAUCAAAAGAAGAACUUAUUUGCUUGCCAUCACCACAGCCCGGGACAGCAACAAUAUGAAAACCAUCACUGUGACAAUGCAUUUGCAAUAGCAUCUACUUCUGCUUCAACUACCAACAGUUCGACUAUAAGAGGUGACCAAUCCUCAACUUCCGAAGAAGUAAUCCUCGAUCCUGGGUCACAAGACGAGCAACUAGCAGGUGUUGGAAGCUGGGUGGAAGAGUACAACGAUAGUUAUGGUGGGAAAUAUCUAUAAGAAAUGGAUUUAAGCGACGCCGAGAAGCCAAAGGAGAGGGAAAGAGAGGAUUGGAUUAUGAAGUAGAAUGAUGAGAUUAUGGUGCUGAUAGGUCAUUCCUAAUUUGCUAUGAUCCUAUCAUCUCCAAAGAAGCAUUAGAGUAGUGGGAUGAAGUAUUUUGAUGGCGCUGGUGGUCACAAGGUUAUGACUCCUGAACGUCAGCAGCUUAUCAAUCAGGAAAGCUACUACUUUUCCAUCACUCGGUGUGUUCACUUUGGGUGAUGAUGAUAUCUGCACUUGCUCUAGAAAACUUCACGGGUUAUCCUUGACUCGAUAUCAUAAAAUGCAUCAACCCAAUAGAGCCAAAUGAGAAGAUCGAGCUAAUACCUCCAUGGUGAGACAUGAACCAACCAACCAAGCUGUAGAGCCCACGAUGUAUAAUUUUUCCAUUGCUUCAUCUUCACAAAUCUCGAUACCAAAUAGUCAUAUAUCUCUCCACGGAGAAUCUCCACCGUGCACCCCCAACCCUCCACCCCCACGCACCUUUCCACUCGCUUCCCGUCGCAUAAUCCCGGGCACUUACGGUUACACAUUCGACGCGGAGGAAUAAAUUUCCGGUGGUGGAGAGUUUUCCUGAUCUGUUCGAAUCUCGAAUCUCGAUGUCUCGAAAUGUCAACACUUUCCACACACUUCAAUAUAUUGAAUUAUAUCGUCAAGCUCAGCAAGCUGCGGCAAAGAAUGCGAUAUCGCAUGCGUAAUAGGAGAACGAUAAAUUAUCGGAAGCAUGUUAGAGUGAUGAACGGAUUGAGAUGAUUGUGGGAAAUUGAUGGCGCUUGUUAAUGAUGAAUAUGAAUAUGAAUAUGGGUAUGGGUAUGGGUAUGGGAUUGUGGGGAGCUAAGUUGGAUAGCUAUUUAAUAGGUGAAAGUGGAUUGGGUGAUGUAGUUUGACAUGUGUGAGUGAGCUUGAGCUUUGCUAUUUUGGUGUAACGGAAAGAAGGUACGGUAGAAUGAUGGAAGGGCCGAGACUGUUUUCAGCCUUUGAUAUCUCCCUGCCUAGUCGAAAGUUUGAUGCAUGAAGGAGAGAUUUUUGUCUGUCUGUCUGUCUGUCUUGGAAUUUAAUUUUGGAAGAGAAGAUAGAGAAUAAUAUGUGUGUGAUCUAUUUGUAGUGAAGUAAUAGUGAAGAUUGAUAAUGAUAUACCUAUCUAGGUAGUGGUAAUGAAAAGAAAAUGAAUCGCGUUGACAAUCGUGUCUCAUGUCUCAUGUUCAAAUCACGGGAGAGCGGAGACUAAAGAUGCCGCGU